AUGGUAAAAUCGGUUGACUUAAACAUCUCUUCAUAUGACACAUCGAAUGAAUAUAGCGGCUUGUUCAUUGGAAAUAUAUUUAGUGAAAUUCAAGAUGAAAUAAAAAACGAGAAUGAUACUCAAGAGUUUAAAAACCGAAAUAUUUCUGCAGAAUUUAGCAAUGGAAAAAUAUAUAAUAGUAAAGCCACAAAGGCGGCAAAAUUCUUUGCUCCUGAUAGGAAAAUAAAUAUAGAAGAAUAUGUAAGUUUUGUAAACGAUAAAAAGAAUGAAUACAAAAAAAAAAAGAAGGAAUAUGUCAUUGAAUACAUUAAUAAAAAAAAAAUAAAAAAAUUUCAUUAUCAAGACAUGGAAUUUUUAUUUAAAAGGUAUUAUCAAUUUUUAGAUUUUCAAGAAAAGUGUGUAUUAUGCAACAGUUAUUUGUCUUUCCCACAUUUAUAUCUUAAGAAACAUUUGAAAAAAAGGUAUAAAGGGGAUGAAGAAACAGAAGAACAAAUGAGUGACAAAGAAGUUACUUAUAAAUACCAACAUAAGAGUAAUAAUACUACUAACUGUUUUUAUUCACCUUUUUGUGAAUGCUUAGAAAAAAUUGAACACUCAAAGCAAUACCUAAGUGAUAAAAAGAAUGGAUGUUACAUAGACAUGAUUCAUUUUUUAAAACAAAAUGCGUCAUCCUUUUCUUCGAAUGUAAAAAAAAAUAUUAUUAUAAAGGAAUUUACCAAAAAUGUAAAAUUUACAGAAUUUUAUAAGUACAAUUCUGUAAAUGAAAAUUAUUUGAGUAGUUUUCAUGUUAAAAGCAUUGAUAAUGCUGAUACAAAAUAUAUAAACAUAUGUAGAUAUCUUGAAAAGCCUCAGCUAACUGCUGAACAUGUAAAGUCUUUAAAUAGUCAUGCCCAUGCUUUUACCCCCCUUUUUAAAAUUCACAAACCCAGUACCCUUUUAACAACAGUUGAAAAAAAGCUUUUAAUUGAAUGCCUAAAAGUGAUUAAGAAGAUAUUUGUUUAUGACAAAAUAGACAAGUUGACAGUUAUAAUUUUUUGUUAUCUAAGCAAUUUAUACAACCUUGUUAUGCGCCUACAUGCAGAAUGCAUUUUGAGUUGCUACUCAAAAAAACAUUUCGAAUUUUUCUUAUACUAUCUCUUUCAAAAGAACACGGUUUACACUAGACAAAUGAAAAUACUAGUUAUGAAAAUCUAUAAAAUCGGGAAUGAACAUGAUGACUCAAAUGAGGAUCACCACGAUUUCUAG
Molecule: messenger RNA, 1245 nt
Organism: Plasmodium gonderi
Lineage: Eukaryota; Apicomplexa; Aconoidasida; Haemosporida; Plasmodiidae
Exons: 3
Coding region: 1-1245 (414 amino acids)
Source: RefSeq, a predicted model, not a curated record